This is a messenger RNA of Helianthus annuus (common sunflower), 2187 nucleotides long. RefSeq lists its product as uncharacterized. Bases 1 to 2187 code for a protein of 728 amino acids. Lineage: Eukaryota; Viridiplantae; Streptophyta; Magnoliopsida; Asterales; Asteraceae. The record is from RefSeq and is a predicted model, not a curated record. The transcript is spliced from 10 exons.
AUGGGAACGUAUUUGUUGAUUUUAAAACACAUGAGAAAGUCUGAAAGUAUGAAUUUGGCAAAAUUCAUUCAGAAGAUUGAAGAGCAUGAAUUGGACAUUCAGAAAACUGCUAUCAUGACUAAUCCAAAUGCACAACAAGAUAUCAGUCUGUAUUACAGAGGAAAUAAAUUUGAAACCACUCCAAGUCCAAAGAUCAAGAUUGCUUUUAGUGCUGAUGGUUCUUCUGGUUCAAAUGUUAGCACUACUACUCAGAGUGGAGCAAAUUCAGCUCUUAUUGCUCAAAUCUUGGAAGCAGAACCAAUCAAAUCUCAGCCAAAAAGAAUACCGAUUUUUCAAGAAUUAGGAAGUGAUGCUGAUACAGAUGAUGAAGAAGAGUAUAUUAAUAAAGCUAGAAAAGGUCUGGAUACUGAUAGUUUUAAUUUGUUCUUUGCAGAUAAGGUUGAGAUGUUGAAUGGGAAGAAGGCUGCUAGAUUGAAGAGAGAGUUGGAAGGAAAAAGAAUUGCUAAAGAAAAAGAAAAACUGGAAGCCGAGAAAGCUGAAGUUGUAGAAAGUUCAACAAAGAAAGUUGAAGAAGAAGAGUGUGAGAUAAAAGUGGAAGUUGAUGAAGAAACGGUGUUUGAGAAGUACGUGAAGGAAUCUUAUGACGUGUUGAACAGAACAAUUGGUGGUCUGAAAAAGACAAAUUUAGAAGUUGAUGCUGUGAUGACAAUGAUGAGCUCAACAUUAAUGACAAAGCAGAAGGUCAUCAAUGAGUAUAUAGAAGAUUAUGCAAAGCUGAAGCAGGAUUUGGAACUCGAAAAGAUAGAAAGUGAAAGAAUCAAACGUCUUGAAGCUUUUAAAGAACAAAAGAAGGAAGAAACAGAUACUGUUACACAUGAAGAAUUUUACAAUGCAUAUGCUACACCAAUUGCUCCUGUUACAGCUGCUGAAACUCUUUACAGUGAGAAUGAAACGGGAACUUAUCAAAAACCGCCAAAGCUUAUGUACAUUGAAGAUUUUAGAGGAUGGCAGAAUCGGUUUGAAACUUGGGUACAAGCUUAUAAAUUUGACGCAUGGUGUUCGUUAGAGGUGGAUUAUGAGAAACCGAAAAAUGAACGUGGGCUUGAAAAGGAAUUUAGUGACUAUUCAGAUGGUGAAAAAUUGAAAUACACAACUUUCGAAGGAGAAUCAACAAAAACAACCAUCGAUAGAUAUUGCCAUCUUGUUUUAGAAAUGGGAAGAUUGGAAAUAACGAAACGCGACGAUGGGUGGGUUGAUAAGUUAGCCGAUGCGCUACCACAACAUAAAUGGGGAACGUAUUUGUUGAUUUUAAAACACAUGAGAAAGUCUGAAAGUAUGAAUUUGGCAAAAUUCAUUCAGAAGAUUGAAGAGCAUGAAUUGGACAUUCAGAAAACUGCUAUCAUGACUAAUCCAAAUGCACAACAAGAUAUCAGUCUGUAUUACAGAGGAAGUAAAUUUGAAACCACUCCAAGUCCAAAGAUCAAGAUUGCUUUUAGUGCUGAUGGUUCUUCUGGUUCAAAUGUUAGCACUACAACUCAGAGUGGAGCAAAUUCAGCUCUUAUUGCUCAAAUCUUGGAAGCAGAACCAAUCAAAUCUCAGCCAAAAAGAAUACCGAUUUUUCAAGAAUUAGGAAGUGAUGCUGAUACAGAUGAUGAAGAAGAGUAUAUUAAUAAAGCUAGAAAAGGUCUGGAUACUGAUAGUUUUAAUUUGUUCUUUGCAGAUAAGGUUGAGAUGUUGAAUGGGAAGAAGGCUGCUAGAUUGAAGAGAGAGUUGGAAGGAAAAAGAAUUGCUAAAGAAAAAGAAAAACUGGAAGCCGAGAAAGCUGAAGUUGUAGAAAGUUCAACAAAGAAAGUUGAAGAAGAAGAGUGUGAGAUAAAAGUGGAAGUUGAUGAAGAAACGGUGUUUGAGAAGUACGUGAAGGAAUCUUAUGACGUGUUGAGUAGAACAAUUGGUGGUCUGAAAAAGACAAAUUUAGAAGUUGAUGCUGCUAUGACAAUGAUGAGCUCAACAUUAAUGACAAAGCAGAAGGUCAUCAAUGAGUAUAUAGAAGAUUAUGCAAAGCUGAAGCUGGAUUUGGAACUCGAAAAGAUAGAAAGUGAAAGAAUCAAACGUCUUGAAGCUUUUAAAGAACAAAAGAAGGAAGAAACAGAUACUGGUAAGAAACCAAGUGUCAAGAACAAGUUGUGA